This is a messenger RNA of Galleria mellonella (greater wax moth), 3671 nucleotides long. RefSeq lists its product as uncharacterized. Gene Ontology annotation, molecular function: protein dimerization activity; DNA binding. The record is from RefSeq and is a predicted model, not a curated record. NCBI's taxonomy places the organism in Eukaryota, Metazoa, Arthropoda, Insecta, Lepidoptera, Pyralidae. Bases 1540 to 3411 code for a protein of 623 amino acids. The transcript is spliced from 2 exons.
ACCGGGUUUAAACCCGGUGCUUUGGUAAAAACCCAAUAAACACCCAUAAACUCCCAUAAUCACCCAAAAAAAUAGGUUUUUACGUAUUUUUUUGAAAAUAUGUAAGUAAUACCAAUAAAUUAUUUUUAUAAAUUGUAUUGAUCAAUUCUACAAUAUUAAAUAAAACGUUAACUAAUAAUAUUUCAGGAAAUUUUAAAAAUCUAUAUAUAAUAAAAUGAAAGUAAUUAAUUUUCAGUGUUUUCAUGUUGCAGUUGAUCAACAUGUUGGCCUUUUGCUUCCCGUAUAUACUUUAAAAUUUCUUCAUAACACCUCGUUCGCACACAUGGCCGUAUAUAUUUAAAUUCUUGAGCCACUAACAGUCCGAAAUACUCAUUUCUUUUAUCCUCUUCUCCAUAAAUUAAGCAUUUAGAACAGUUUGUUUCUUCUUUCAGUAAAUUUUCUUUUACUUUAUCCUCGUUUUUUUCUUUGUUGCGACGACGCUGGGUAAAUCAUCUGGACACUGGGUCUCACUAUCGCCAAAUAUAUUUGGAGAUCGGCUUCGGCUACGGCUUGGCAGACAUUUUUUUCUUUCUACAAUUUUAAAUUAAAUUUAUUAGAAUAAAUGCUUCGAACACACGCGAUCUAAGUACCUUUUGUGUUUAUUAUACCUUACCUACCUAGGUAUAAAAAGAGUACUUACGUAGAUUUUCUUUUAUUAACUGUUUUAUACGAAGAUCUUGAUCUCUCAAAUUAGCAUCCAUUUUACUUCCAGUGAUUAUCAACUAAAUUAAUAAUCCACAAAGUAUUAAAUAACGUUUUUAUGAAAUAUUUAGCACAAAAACAAUACCCUUUAAAUAUCGAUCGUCAGUAACUGUGGCUGACUUACCUAUAUUCUAGCAAGCAGGACUGCCAGAUGUGAAGGGGAAAUCCCCAAUAAAUUGUUGCAUGUGACUGAUGAUGUGAGCAUGUUCGUUUCAUAAUAAAAAUGUUGCCAGGUAACCAAAAAGUCGUAUGUUUUUGUGCGAAUUACGAUCAUAAUCUUUACGAUCGUACAUUAAAAAAUAGACAAAUAAUAGUAUGAGUACGAUUUAAAUCGUAUAUCUGUCAACCCUGCUAGCAAGACAGCGACAAAAUCACGUUGCAUAACAAUGUAGCCCAAGCUUAUAUCUUAUGAAAUAUACGGAAGAGAUACGGACUUAGAAAAAACAGAAAUGUUGUUCUUUGUGGAAGUCAUUGAUGAAAUUCUAUGUAUUUUAGCCCGCAAACUUUCUUCAAACAAAAACAGCGCCAUCUAGUAUCGAGUUCUGUAAUUAUCUCUUUGUUUAUGGAUUUGAAGUAAGACCGCCACGCAUGCAAUACAUUAUGACUGGGGAUUCCCCUAUUCGUCGACGCUGAAUAUGAGGCGACGACAAUCACUGUCAAACGUGUUCACUAUUACUCUGACUCUGGUAACGUGACUUCCUGGUAACGUGUUAGGUAGGAAAAGCAGUAAAAAAGUGCAUAUUAAGGGAGCAGAUUUGAAAUAAUAUUUAUACUUAACAAGAAAUAAUUAAAGGUUCAAUGGGGAGACCUAAAGAUUUACGCAUAUGGGAGCACUACCGUACUUUACCAAACAAGUCUGUUUCUUGCAAGCUUUGUAAUAAGGUCUACAAAUUCAGUAAUGCUGCCAAAAUGCUUCAACAUCUUAUCACUUGUCCAAAAUCUCCAGAAACAUUAAAAGACUCUAUGAAACUUAUAAAAGAUAGCUCGUCCAAAACCAAAAUGUCUGGACUGUCAGAGAUAGAGACAAAUGAUUCUUUUAUAAGCCCCUCGUCGUCUGCUAACACUACAAUAAAUGCUGAGUUUCAAGACACCGAUGAUCAUAUAAAAACAGAAUUAGCGAGAGCUAUAUUUGUAACAGGGACGCCAUUAUCGAUGGUGCAACAUCCUUUAUGGAUACAAUUUUUCGAAAAAUUGCAACCAAAAUUUAAAAUACCUUCACGUAAAGCUUUAGCGACAAAAUACUUAGAUAAAAUAUAUAGAGAAAUGCGUUUUGAGUUAAAUGAGGAACUAAAUGCUUGUAGUUACUUACACCUUCAGUGCGAUGGCUGGUCUAAUUUAAGAAAUGAAGGAAUAAUAAACUUUUUUAUAUCAAAACCUCAACCUGCAUACGUUAAAAGUUUGAAUACAGAAAGUAAUCCUCACACUAGUGAAUACCUUAGCCAAGAAGUUGAAAAAGUAAUGAAAGUGUAUGGAGCAAAUAAGUUUCUUGUACUUAUUGGCGAUAACGCUAGAAAUAUACAAAAGGCAUUCGAAUUAACAAAACUCAAAUAUCCACAUGUUGUUCCUCUCGGUUGCUGUGCACAUAUCCUUAACUUGUUGUGCCAAGAUAUUGUAAAGAUACAAGAAGUAACUGUGUUUAUUAUGCAAGCCAUAAAUAUAAUAAAAACUGUUAAAAGGAGUCAACGAUUAAGUUCCUUGUUGAUAAAAUCAAGGCAGGGUGAAGAUUCUACACAAACACUAAAAUUGCCUUGUGCUACAAGAUGGGGAAGUCAUGUUACUUCGUUAAAAAGUUUGAAAGCAAAUAAGAUAGCUUUGCAAAUAUUAACAGUUAGAGAAGAUGUGGUAAUUUCAAGAGAUAUUAAAGAUUUAAUUCUAAGUGAUGAUUUCUGGACGAAGACAGGGGAAUGUAUAAGUAUUUUGGAACCAGUCACUGAAAGCAUAUUUUACUUAGAGAGCGACCAGAAUCGUUUGCAUCGCACAUACAUUACAUUUAGAGAUGUACAAGCUAAUAUACGUUUUGCAUUAAAUGAGAUUUCGACAUUGAGCGAAGAAAGCAAACAGCAGAUUCUAACAUCAGUAUCUUCAAGAUGCAAUAUGGCAAUGAGGCCAAUACAUUUUGCAGCAUAUAUUCUAGACCCCAGGACUCUAGGAGUCGAACUUACUCAAGAGGAAGAACUUAAGGGUAUGGAGUUUAUCUACAAUUUAAGCCAACACUUAAGUUUGUCAAAUGUAAUGGCAGAUUUGGCGUGUUAUAAAGCUAAAGAAAACUUUUGGGCCAGAGGAUUUGUAUGGAGCUCAUUAGAUAGCAUUGAGCCCCUAAUAUGGUGGAAAGGUAUUUGUGGUUCCACUGAGUUAAGCAAAGUAGCGAUUCGUAUUCUAUCAGCUCCCUGUACUUCGGCAGCCACUGAGCGUUCCUUUAGUAUCCAAGGCUACAUACAUAAUAACAAAAGAAAUCGACUUACAACUGAAAGAACUGAAAAAAUUUCAUUCAUUUGUUAUAACUGGAAUCUUAAACAUAAAGCUGAAUGCGAGGACAUUCAGUUUAAUGAAGAAAAUACCUUAGAAGCUUUCAUUGAGCAAGUAAAUGAACAUAACAGUUUAGACGAAAUAGAGCCUAUCGAACCUAUACAAUUCAUCGCUUGUAAUAACUCUGAAUCUGACAGUGAUUGACUGUAGUUUUACAUUUUACUUUCAUCUCUUUCUUAAUAAACUCAAAAUCAAAUUAAAAGUUUUUUAUUCUGUAGGCUGCAUAAUAAUAUUGUCUAUGUCCAGUAUAGUGGACGUCUUGCGGCUGAGAUGACGAUGAUGAAGUACAAAAUCAUAAACACCCAAAAAUUUGGGUGUUUAUGGGGUUUAAACCCAAUAAACCCAAAACACCCGGUUUUUACCCACCAGACUUUAAACCCACCCAGGUGGAUUGCCCAUCUCUA